AGGGGAUCCUUGGUGUUCUUGGCGGGGGAGGAGGCGGCCUUGCUUGUUUUGGAUCGACUGCGAAAUCUUCUGCUUAUUUGGUGUUUCUUUUGCCGGCGGGAUUGGUUUGUCGGUAGAGCACACACAACUACGAGCGCUUCUUCUGCUUAUCCACCAAUGCCGGAGCUGUGUUGUCGAUUUCUGCUUGGAUUCUGCCUGGGUUACUUUCACGCAAACCAUCUCUGGUUUCCCUCUGCUGCUCAUAAAUAGGAGCACGCCACUCCCUUUUGAUCGAGCUGCUGCCUGGCCCUGCCUUCAGAAAAAAAAGAAAAGAAAAAGAAAUGCCCCUGCAUUUGACCAAUUUGUCCGCUCUCUAUCUCCGAUUCAUCCGGGCUUUUUCCUCGGUGCUGUCAUCUGAUUUGCCGGAUUAGUCUGCGCAGACGUGAAUCCAACUCCUUCAGGCUGUCGCAAGGAGGCGGAGUGCCGCGCUGGUGAUUACUAGUAGGCAUCACAUCUCCGGCCUCAUUUGCCCUGUUCAUCACCAGCUUCUUGGAAGUCUACAUUUUGGUCAGACCCUGUGAAGAAAAAAUCCUCUCACAACUACUACCAUGGGUGCCUGCGUGUCUUCAAGCAGAAGGCGGAGACCGCAGAGAUUGCGCUGCACAUAUCGCCGCGGAAAGGUUUUGAGAAACACGCCUACCAUACGUGCCAGUGAUGUGGGGACCUGUGCUGCUUCUGGAGAAGUUGUCCAUGUAGAGACUUCCGCGGCCACUCGCAGGAAAUCUGAUGGCUCGAACGUAACAUUCCACCUCACACAGCUGCAGUGGCAUCAUAGCGAGCUAGACUCGGAAAACGGAAGUGUUGUAUGUCAGGAAGAAGCAUGGUUCGAUUCUGUCAGUAUUUUGGGGUCUGAUUCCGAUGAGGACUUCAGCAGUGUCAACGGAGACUUUCCUGCCAUGUCAAGUGCAGGAAGGACACACUUGGUGCAGUGCGAAGAUGCUUCAUGUAUUGCUGAUUGCAUCCAGAAGUUCGAGAAGUUUUUCGACGGUUCAUGUGUUGCUCAAGCUGUUGGACAGUACCUAACAAGAGAUGCAAACUGUAUGGAUAGAUCAAGCCAAUCUGGUGUCCAGGAAGGAGAGGCGCUUAAAAUCGCAAGCUCGGAAAUAUCCGAUGUCUCUGGUGCUAAGGUGGAGGAAGCAAAGACAAAAACUGAGGGCGUAAAAAUGCUGACAAAACUUCGACGAGGCGACGAGGCAUGCAAUAACUUGAAGUCUUUCAAAGAUGGAGAAAAACCUCAUGAAAGUAUCUUCAAAAGUUUGACACCAGUGUGCACGCCUCGUCAUGCUAAUAAGGUUCAGCCUUUGGGAGUAGCGAGCCCACGGGGCCAAAAGAAGAAGUCGGGAGUUGUCAGGCUCUCUUUCACAAGGACAUCUUUUGAUGGGGAGCAAACUACUGAAAUAUGCUCUAGGAGGUACUUGAUUCGUCCAAGAGCCGGGCUAUUGAUUCCUCAAGCGAGCGAGAAAAUAUCAGAAGGUUGUUGGUCCAUUCUUGAGCCUUCGACCUUCAAGCUACGCGGAGAAAGCUUUUUCAGAGACAAAAAGAAGUCAGCUGCCCCAGGAAGUUCUCCAUAUACUCCAAUCGGUGUGGACAUGUUCAUGUCACCAAGGAAAAUACAUCACAUUGCCCAGCAUAUUGAGCUACCAUCUAUAAGGCCAAGUGAGAAAGUUCCUUCGGUACUUAUCGUAAAUAUUCAGAUACCUACAUAUCCGACUGCUAUCUUCCUUGGUGACAGCGACGGGGAAGGGAUUAACCUGGUGCUGUAUUUCAAACUGAACGAAAACUUUGAGAAAGAUAUUUCUCCUCACUUCUAUGAGAGUAUCAAGAGACUUGUGAGCGAUGAGAUAGAAAAGGUCAAAGGGUUUCCAUUAGACUCAACUGUUCCUUACAGGGAAAGAUUGAAAAUAUUGACUGGGUUGGUUAACCCAGAUGAUAUGAAUCUGAGUUCUGCGGAGAGGAAACUUGUGCAGGCUUAUAAUGAGAAGCCAGUUCUGUCACGGCCUCAACACAACUUCUAUGUGGGACCAAAUUACUUGGAGAUAGACCUAGAUGUGCACCGGUUUAGCUUCAUAUCGAGGAAAGGGCUCGAAGCUUUCCGAGAACGGCUGAAGCAUGGUGUAAUCGAUCUGGGUCUAUCCAUACAGGCCCAGAAGCAGGAAGAACUCCCUGAGAAUGUCCUGUGCAGUGUAAGGCUAAACCGGCUUGAUUUCGUCGAUCAUGGACAAAUACCAACACUCCUUCCUUGCGACGACGACUGACACGUGACCUGGGUGUGCUAAGUUAAACCUGAAGUUUCAGUCAGGACCUCAAAACCAUUUCCAGGUGCUCACAAGUUCUGACCCUUGAGGAUUGACGACCUUCCCUUUGCUAUGUGUGCUUGGAGGGGUUGCGUUGCUCUGCAAGAUGAACGGUCCUGCCGCAACCCGCAAUGUUGUUAUGUAAAAACAUGCGUAUAUAGUCAUGUUUAUUAACAAUCUGGAUAUGUGGGUCAACUUCGAAUCUGUGAACCCCGCGAAUCAGGAGUUGACGAUGCUAUCUGGACCGCCUUAUUGGUUUAUUUAUUCAAUUUAUCUCUUGUCUAUCUUCUAAUAUCA
Messenger RNA from Triticum aestivum (bread wheat), 2630 nucleotides. RefSeq lists its product as uncharacterized. The record is from RefSeq and is a predicted model, not a curated record. The transcript is spliced from 11 exons. Bases 588 to 2294 code for a protein of 568 amino acids. NCBI's taxonomy places the organism in Eukaryota, Viridiplantae, Streptophyta, Magnoliopsida, Poales, Poaceae.